CUUUGGGCUGCGUGUGACUGUAUUGGGUUUCAUGCCAAGGUGUUUGUGGACAUUGGAUACACGCCAAAGACUGUAUUACGCCACAGCCACCGAGGAGUUCAAUCCCUUUCAAAACUACUUUCCACUAUGGGAUUUAAAUUUGUUAUGUCUCAAGGGUUUCACUUAAAAUUCUAAGAUUUCCUUUCUCACAAUGGCUUCCUCUAGAAAUCCCAGAAUAAAACAAAUAAUUGAGACAGUCGCAGUGAUAGUAUUGCUUGGACUGGUGGGCUUAAAAGGAGCUGAAUCGGGUUCCACCUUCAGUUACGAAGCGAUAAAUUGCAGAAAACACAGCUCUUCACUGACGGAUUUUGGAGGUGUUGGAGAUGGAAAGACUUCAAAUACCAUUGCCUUCCGUAAGGCAAUCGAACAUCUCAGUCAGUUUGGAGCUCAAGGUGGAUCCCAAUUGAUCGUUUCUCCUGGAAAAUGGCUUACUGGGAGCUUCAACCUUACCAGUAAUUUCACUCUGUUUCUCCACAAGGAUGCUGUUAUCCUUGCUUCCCAGGAUGAGAAAGACUAUCCCAUUGUCCCUCCUUUGCCUUCCUAUGGGAGAGGAAGAGAAUUACCUGGUCCAAGAUAUGGAGCUUUCAUUUAUGGCACAAACCUAACUGAUAUAGUCAUUACAGGUAAUAAUGGCACCAUUGAUGGCCAAGGUGCUAUUUGGUGGGAAAAAUUCCGCAAUAACCAGACUAACUAUACUCGACCUCACCUGAUUGAGAUCAUGUACUCUAACCAAGUCCAGAUAUCCAAUCUGACUCUUCUUAACUCUCAAUUUUGGGUUGUUCAUCCUGUUUAUAGCAGUAAUGUGUUAGUGUUGGGCCUUACCAUCCUCGCACCAACUGAUUCAGCAAACACUGAUGGGAUCGAUCCAGAUUCAUGCACAAAUGUGAGAAUUGAAGACUGUUUUGUAGUUUCAGGAGAUGAUUGCAUUGCAAUAAAGAGUGGUUGGGAUCAAUAUGGAAUAGCUUUCGGGAUGCCCACGAAGCAUGUCAUUAUCAGAAGGUUCACCUGCAUUUCACCUGACAGUGCUGUUAUCGCUCUCGGAAGUGAGAUGUCCGGCGGCAUCGAGGAUGUCAGGAUUGAAGACAUUUAUGCUUUGAACUCAGAGUCCGGGGUGAGGAUCAAAUCAUCUCCUGGGAGAGGUGGAUAUGUGAAAGACAUAUUUGUAAGAAGAUUUACAAUGAAUACAAUGAAGUAUGUCUUCUGGAUGACAGGAGCUUAUGGUUCUCACCCAGAUGAUGGCUAUGAUCCCAAAGCAGUUCCUGUUAUUAAAGGGAUUAAUUACAAUGACAUGGUUGCCCAGAAUGUCACCAUGGCUGCAAAUUUGGCUGGUAUUGACAAUGAUCCCUUUGCUGGAAUUUGCAUAUCUAAUGUCACAAUUGGGCUCUCUGCAAAACCCAAGAAAUUGCAAUGGAACUGCACCGAUAUCGCCGGAACAACCAGUGAAGUGACUCCUCCACCUUGUUCUUUGUUGCCAGAUAAUGGCAAGAGCACUUGCCCUUUUCCAACCAACAAGCUACCAAUCGAAGAUGUCAAAUUGCAAACUUGUUCUUGCUGAGGCAACCUAUGAUGCUGUACUAGUUCUAUUUCAGUAAUUAAUUUCCUACUACAUAGCUUUUGCAAGGCAUUUUAGAAAAAAGUAGGAAAUAAAAAGACAAAGUAUUGAAGUUUUACUGAAUUUUUUUGUAUUCAAGUGUAGCUUCAAACCCACAAUGUUGCUUAUGUAGUUUAUCGAAUCAAUAUAUCUACUAUUCUUAGUA
Macadamia integrifolia is the source of this 1796-nucleotide messenger RNA. Its product is annotated as probable polygalacturonase. The transcript is spliced from 6 exons. Gene Ontology annotation, biological process: carbohydrate metabolic process. Gene Ontology annotation, molecular function: polygalacturonase activity. Bases 191 to 1594 code for a protein of 467 amino acids. The record is from RefSeq and is a predicted model, not a curated record. NCBI's taxonomy places the organism in Eukaryota, Viridiplantae, Streptophyta, Magnoliopsida, Proteales, Proteaceae.